UAUAAAUUGUUAAUGAUUUCUUCAUCUAGAAAGCUCUUUGGCAAUAUAGUAUUGGGAAAAUCCCUUGUAUCUACACCAGUUUUCUUUGCAGGAAAAGAAUUAAGUUUUGGACAGGAGUGUAGAUAAUAGAUGUUGAGAGGAUGUGACAAAUUAGCAGAUGCAGUUUAGACAACUCUUGGACCAAAAGGAAGAAAUGUAGUGAUUGAUUAAGCUUUUGGUGGUCCAAAAAUUACAAAGGAUGGUGUUACUGUAGCAAAAGCUAUUGAAUUUUCUAACAGAUUUGAAAAUAUUGGAGCUUAAUUGGUAAAAUCAGUAGCAUCUAAAGCUAAUGAUGAAGCUGGUGAUGGUACAACAACAGCUACAGUUUUAGCUAGAGCCAUAUUCAAAGAGGGAGUAAAAAGUGUAGCAGCUGGACUUAAUGUAAGAUUUAGUUAUUUAUAUUAAUUAGCCAAUGGAUUUAAGAAGAGGUAUCAAUAUAGCAUGUGAUGCUGUUGUUAAAGAUUUAAAAAAUAGAUCUAAAUAAGUUAAAUCUAAAGAAAUGAUUGAAAAUGUUGCUACAAUCUCUGCUAAUGGAGAUGUUGAAAUUGGAAAAUUGAUCGCAGAACUUAUGGAUAAAGUAGGAGAACAUGGAACUAUUACUGUAUCUGAUGGAAAAACACUUCAUCAUGAAAUUGAAUUUGUAGAAGGUAUGAAAUUCGACAGAGGAUACAUCAGUCCUUAUUUUGCUACUGAUGCUAAGACAUAAAAGACAGAGUUUGAAAAACCAUACAUCUUAAUUACAGAUAAGAAGAUCUCAAAUAUUCAAUCAAUUCUCCCUAUUUUAGAACAUGUUGUUAGAGAAAGCAAACCACUCUUAAUUAUUUCUGAAGAUGUUGAAUCAGAAGCUUUAGCUUAAUUAGUUCUUAAUAAAUUAAGAGGUGGUCUCAAAGUAUGUGCUGUUAAAGCACCUGCUUUUGGAGUAAUUAUUAUUUAUAUAUUCAUAGGAUAACAGAAGAGCUAUCUUAAAUGAUAUUGCUAUCCUUACUGGAGCUACUGUUGUUACAGAAGAUCUUGGAUUAACUUUAGAUAAGGCUGAUCACACUGUUCUUGGAUAAUGCAAAUCUGUCCUUGUCACCAAAGAUGAUACUAUCAUUAUGGAUGGAAUUGGAUCUAAGGAAAGCAUCAAUGAAAGAUGUGAAAUUAUCAAGGCUUAAAUCUCAGAAUGCACUUCUGAUUAUGAUAAAGAUAAACUUAAAGAAAGAUUAGCUAAAAUAUAAGGAGGAGUUGGAGUCAUUAAAGUUGGUGGAGCUUCAGAAGUUGAAGUUGGAGAAAUCAAAGAUAGAAUCACUGAUGCACUUAAUGCCACUAGAGCUGCCAUUGAUGAAGGAAUUGUUGUUGGUAAAUUUAUUUUAUUAAUAUUUAGGUGGUGGAUGUGCUUUAUUGUAUGCAACUAGAGUUUUAGAUAAACUUAAGGGAGAUAACUUUGAUUAAAAUAUUGGAAUCUAAAUUGUUAAAAAAGCUAUUGAAUUACCAUGCAGAACUAUUGUUGAAAAUGCAGGAGAAGAAGGAGCUGUUGUUGUUGGAAAAUUAUUAGAAGGAAAUGAUGAAGAAGUAGGAUAUGAUGCAUCUAAAUCAUAAUACGUUAAUAUGAUCAAGGCUGGUAUCAUUGAUCCAACAAAAGUUGUAAGAACUGCACUUGUUGAUGCUGCUUCUGUUGCUAGCUUAAUGACAACUACAGAGUAAACUAUUAUCAUAUCGUAGAUGUAUGAUUGUUGAAGGAAAAAAAGAUGAAAAAGCCGGAACUCCAGACAUGGGAGGCAUGGGAGGCAUGGGAGGAAUGGGAGGAAUGUAUUGAUAAAGUGAUUAUUGUUCAUUUAGUAUCAAAU
Molecule: messenger RNA, 1865 nt
Organism: Paramecium sonneborni
Lineage: Eukaryota; Ciliophora; Oligohymenophorea; Peniculida; Parameciidae
Source: the annotation of a GenBank genome assembly